Molecule: messenger RNA, 5972 nt
Organism: Micropterus dolomieu (smallmouth bass)
Lineage: Eukaryota; Metazoa; Chordata; Actinopteri; Centrarchiformes; Centrarchidae
Product: oocyte zinc finger protein XlCOF7.1-like
Exons: 2
Coding region: 118-3738 (1206 amino acids)
Biological process (GO): regulation of transcription by RNA polymerase II
Molecular function (GO): RNA polymerase II cis-regulatory region sequence-specific DNA binding; DNA-binding transcription factor activity
Source: RefSeq, a predicted model, not a curated record
AUGUUAGCAUGUGUCGGUGUGCUGGCGUGUAGCAGGAGCUGAAGCAGCACGUUGGCCAGAAGUAAACCGCGACAGAACUUCUUCUCUGUCUCCGUUUUCUUCCCCCGUCUGUGGAAAAUGUCCAGACUUCCGGGCGUCAAAGGUUCCCGGCGGCAGCAGCGGCUAACGUUAGCUGCGGCUCGGACGGGUCAGACAACAAGACCCGGACCCGGAGAGGACCCCGCUCCCCGACACAGUCUGCUAGGCCUGGUUUCAGCUCCCGAGUUAAAGCUGCGAAGAGUGUGUCCUGCAGACGUCCAGAAGCAAAGAUGCAAAGAAAAGGUUCCCCCUGAGCAGCACGAGUGGAGCCCCAAUCUGGACCAGGAGGACCCAGUGACCCCACACAUUAAAGAGGAGUGGAGCCCCAGUCUGGACCAGGAGGACCCAGUGCCCCCACAUAUUAAAGAGGAACAGGAGGAACUCUGGACCAGUGUGGAGGAAGCUGAUAUCACCAAGUUCCCAUUCACUCCUGUUCCUGUGAAGAGUGAAGAAGGUGAUGAAGAGAAACCUCAGUCCUCACAGCUUCAUCAGAGCCAGACUGAACAGAUGGAAACAGAAGCUAAUGGAGAGGACUGUGGAGGACCAGAACCAGCCAGGAACUCUGAUCCAGAUACAUAUUUACAACCAGUUAGUGACGACAGGACUUCAGACUCUUCUGAGACUGAUGACAGUGAUAAAAACUGGAACGAUCCAGACAGAAAGUCAUUUAGCUGCUCUGUGUGUGGUAAAACAUUUAAACAUAGGGGUAAUGUUAAUAUUCACAUGAGAACUCAUACAGGAGUCAAACCUUUUAGUUGCUCAGUUUGUGGUAAAAGGUUUACUCAAAAAGCAAGUCUGAACUACCACGUGAGAACUCACACAGGAGAGAGACCAUUUAGCUGCUCAGUUUGUAGUAAAACAUUUCGACAUAAAGGAGCUCUAACGUACCACAUGGCCACCCACACAGGGGUGAAACCAUUCAGUUGCACUGACUGUGGCAAAACAUUUAGGGGGACAUCACAGCUCAAAGUCCACAAGUGUCUUGGUGACUUAUCACAACUUCACCAAAGUAAAAGUGAUAAACGCAAGAAACCACUGAACUGUUCUGAAUGUGAUGUAACAUUUCCUAACAAUUACCUUCUGACAACCCACAUGAGAAUGCACAAAGGCAAGAAACUGUUUACUUGCACAGUCUGUGGUCAAAAACGUCAGUUUAGUUCCCAUCUGGAGAUUCACAUGAGAACCCAUACAGGGGAGAAACCAUACAGUUGCUCUUUUUGUGGUAAACGAUUUUCACAAAGAGGAAUCAUGACCCAACACAUGGCCGUCCAUUCAGGGGUAAAACCGUACGGCUGCAGCGACUGUGGCAGAAGAUUCUUCUGGCAGUUUCAGAUAAAAAAACACAAGUGUCUUGGUAAGUCCUUGCAGCAGAGAAGAACUGGCUUUAAUGGAAAGGACUGUGGAGGAUCAGAACUAGACAGGAACUCUGAUCCAGAUAGACUUUUACAACCUGGUGCUGAUGAAAACACUAAAUCUUUUGAAACUGAUGACAGUGUUGACAUUGAAUUUUGGAAAGAGACCAGGCAACAUCAGUCAGGUUUCACUUACCGCAGAACAAAAAAAGUCUCUGGAAAAACUGAUUCAAAGGCAGAUGACAGUGUUAGCAGUGAUUUUUGCAAACAGACCAGGCAUCUAAACCUCCCAAAAAAACUGGAAGCCUCUGUAAGUAAUAAAGGAUAUAAUACUGACAGGAAAUCAUUCAGCUCGUCUGAGAGUCAGAAAAGAUCUGAAGACAGUCGCACUCUGCAGACACUCAGGAAAUGUCAAACAGGAGGGAAAGCAUUUAGUUGCGUGUUCUGUGGGAAAGGAUUUGCGACAGGAGGAUAUCUGACAAGACAUAUAUCUCUCCAUACAGGAGAGAAAUUACGUAAUUGCAUUGUUUGUGAGAAAAGAUUCCCAUUGAAUACUGACAUCAUUAGCCAUACAUGUGGUGGUGAAUCCUUACAACUUUAUCAAAGCCAAACUGAGGAACAGGUUACUGCCAAUACAUUGUUGAGCUGCUCUCAGUAUAGAAAAGGAUUUGGCCAUAAGCACCAGCUGCAGGUACACAUGAGGUGUUACACAGGGGAAAAGCCUUUCUGCUGCUCAGUGUGUAACACAGGCUUUAGUGACAGUGAGUCUUUAGUUAAACACAUGAGAAUCCAUACUGGACAAACACAAUUUAGUUGCUCAAUAUGUGGUAAAGAAUUUGCUUGGAGAAGAUGUCUGACAAAACAUAUGGAAAUCCAUGCAAAGAAAAAAAUGUACAGCUGCAGAGUUUGUGACAAAAGUUUCACUCGAAUUUAUCAGCUCAAUUACCACGAAUGUGUUGAGUCCUCACAGCUUCAUCAAAGCCAAACCGAACAGAUGGAAACAGGAGCUGAUGGAGAGGACUGUGGAGGACCAGAACAAGCCAGGGACUCUGAUCCAGAUAGACAACCUGAGACUGAGGACACUUCUGAGACUGAAGACAGUGAUGGUGACUGGGAGGAGACCAGAGGAACUCAGUCAGGUUUAAACUCUCUGAGUGAUAAGACAUGUGAUGCGGGUGGGAAGCGAUUCAGCUGCUCUGAGUGUGGUGAAACAUUUUACAAUAAUCGCCUUCUGAAUAUCCACGUAAAGAAUCAUACAGGAGAACACAAGGGGGCAAACCAGGAGGACCCACCAGAGCCCCCACAUAUUAAAGACAAGUGGAGCCCCAGUCUGGACCAGGAGGACCCAGAGACCCCACACAAUAAAGAGGAGUGGAGUCCCAGUCUGGACCAAAAGGACCCACUAGAGCCCCCGCAUAUUAAAGAGAAGUGGUUUCUCAGUCUGGACCAGGAGGACCCACCAGAGCACCCACAUAUUAAAGAGGAACAGGAGGAGCUCUGGAUCAGUCAGGAGGGAGAGCAGCUUCCAGGGCUGGAGGAGGCUGAUAUCACCAAUUUCACAUUCACUCCUGUCCCUGUGAAGAGUGAAGAAGAUGAUGAUGAAGAGAAACCUCAGUCCUCACAGCUUCAUCAAAGCCAAACUGAACAGAUGGAAGCUGAUGGAGAGGACUGUGACUCUGAUCCAGAUAGACUUUUACAACCUGAGACCGAAGACAAGCCUGAACACACAUAUAAAACUGAAGACAGUGUUGACAGUGACUUUUGGAAGGAGACCAGAGAACGCUGCUCUGAUGAAAAGGCUUCAGAGUCUGUUGGACCUGAGACUGAUGACAGCGUUGACAGUGAUUUCUGGAAAGACAACAGGAAACCUCAGUUAGAUUUAAACUCUUUAAAAAAUAAUGAAGUUUCUGAAAGUGAAACGAUGCCCAAUACUCUCAGGAAAACAUACAGCUGCUCUGAGUGUGGGAAAAGGUUCCUCCACAUUUGCAAUAUGAACAAUCACAUGAAAUUUCAUACAGGAGAGAAAGCUUUUUUUUGUUCUGUUUGUGGUCAGAAAUGUCUUUACAAGUCUCAUCUGAAGAUACACAUGAGAACUCAUACAGGAGAGAAACCAUUCAGCUGCCCAGUUUGUGGUAAAAAAUAUGCACAUAAGGCAAGUAUGCAAUCUCACAUGGUCGUCCACACGGUGGAAAAACAAUACACCUGCGACGUUUGUGACAAAAGCUUUGCUUGGUAUACAGAGCUGAAAUACCAUCAGUGUGUCGGGGAGUCCUCACAUGAAAAUCCAUGCUGGGGAGAAACCACGUAGUUAUACACAAGAGAAAUCUGUACUUAACACAGGAGAAAUGAUGAUUGGUUGAGCUGCAACUAGGGCUGGACAAUUUUCGUGAUAUAAUUUUCCUCAACAGAAUAACAUAUGUUCAAUAAAUUGAUUUAAUUAAUUUGUUUUACGAACGAAUUAGCAUGUCAUUUUUCUACUAAGAUAUUUAUUUUUAUUAAGGAGAAGGGACUGAAAACAAAUUGUACUUUAUUUUCCUCGUGCAUAUUUGUUAAAACUGUUAAAAAUGUACUGAUCCUCUGUUUGGCAUAAAGUGUUUGUUCUGACCAGAAAGAAAAGUUUAAAACCACAUUAACUUUCACUGAGGAGCAAAAAAAAUCAGCCUUUAAACUAGAUGAUUGAAAAUAAUGAUUUGAGAUUUAUUUUGAUCAUUAUCUAUAUCCAAUGACAUGAAAUUUCUGGGCUAUAUUGCCCAGUCCUAGCUGCAACCAACAACUUCUUACUGUAUCGAUUAAUCGGCAAAUUAUUUUCUGAUUUCAUGUUUAGUUCAGUUUACUGUUAAUUUUGACACAAUGAAGCUGCUCCUCUUCACAUUUGAGAAGCAGGAACAAAACAAAACCCGGCUGCUUUUCUGUUGAUUGCUUAAUCAACUCAUGGUGGCAGCUGUACUGUAGAGUCCUGUCAGCCAAGUAUUGAAGCAUUAAAACAACAGGAAAACCUCACUUUGAGUUUCUCACAGUUGUAUUAAAGAAGUGAUUGUGAUUUUGAAUACGCUAAAGGGAUUUUAAAGGUAUUUAUUUUAUUUUUUAAAGAAAUGCUUUGUCUUUGCAGUAACACAACAAUACACAACUUCCUGUUUAUAUCUGCUUUAUCCAACUUCCACACACUAUUGCACUACAUCAUCUACCUGGGUGAUCUUCAGUGACCACUGAGUCUUUUCUGACCUUUGCAGACAGAAGGUUCUUGAUGUGGACCCUGGACUGGGAAAAAUAUACAAGAUGAUCCUCAUGUAGAAACGCAGCCUUCAUAUCAGAUAUUCAGAUGUUUCUCCUUCGUGCCUCUCAGGUCUGACUUUAUUUUGCGAUACUUCAUGUGAACUGUGAACUAGAGAUGCACAGAUUGGCCAUAAGAUGGGUUAGGGUCAGAUGUUCUUCUAAGAUUUAUAAUCAACAAACAACCAAACAUUUUUGGAACUUUGAUGGAGAAUUAUUGCUCCAUUAGCAGCAGCAUAAGCAUUAGCUGUUCCUCUGGUGUCGAUUGUCUGUUGAUAAUAAAUUGAUUAUUAAAUCACUUUUAUUAAAAAUAAAAUCCAACAGAAAACAAACUGCAGUAUACGGCCCCGAUCAGACAGAAUGCUUUUUUUGCGGUGAGAGGUGUCUUUUAAAAAAAAAUUGUUUUCUAUUGGCAGUGAGCGUUGUUGCGCGCAGUUUAUGCGGCCAGGAGCCCUCCGAGCGCACAAAGUUGAAAAAAUUCUACUCUGAGCAGAAAAGCACCCGACGUCAUUCGCGUUUUUUUUUUCCCAUUGUCCAAUCAGUUGUGGAGACUCAACAAGCUGGCCCUGACUUAUCUCAAAAUAAGCCUUGAACCCACCAUCAUUAAGGCAAAGCUCCUUGUGGAACUACCAGUGGUGUCUCCGCUUUCUGAGGGUCUCAUUUACCCACACGGAUCUCCGUUUCCAUGUCUCCUGCGUGUUUGUACACCUCUCACCUUCCGCUUUUUUUUUUAAAUCAGAUGUUUUUAGCAACUAAAGACACAACUUUGAGUUGUGAUCAAUUUCCUGCUAAUAUGAGAAAGAUUACAGAUCGCUGAUGGCUGAAUUAACAUAAAAAAAAAACAGCGCACUGCUCUUUUCCAAAUUCAACCAAAAAAGGCAUUGCUGUGUCUGGCUGGGACCUAACGCAGCUUAGUGUUUCCCACAGAAUAACAAUGAUAGUGUAACUGAGGCAGGGACAUUGGGGGAUGUUUUAUCUGAAAAUAUAUAAAAGAAUACAUUAUACUUACUUAAUUACUAUACUUCUAGCAGGUUAUUAUCUUAACUCACCAUUUUAAUUGUCCACCUUGUCUUAUUUAAUUUGGCCGUCUCAGGCUGAUCAGCACUGGUCACUGAUCAGAAAUGUGUCAAUGACAAAUGUUUAAUCAACAUUUUACGUAGAAAUCAUCUUCAAAAGCGAUAAUGUUGUAGCUAGAAGUGCCUCUGAAAUGUAAAAAAUGAUAUUUUCUGGUUUCAUUUUGUUCACAUUUCAAUAAAAUAUGAAUUAAAACAA